AUGCUUCUCAAUCCUGUGGCAGUGCUGAUUCAGCUAGCUGUUUUAUUCCCAUUCCCGAUCUGUGGCAAGCCGUCCUGCCCGCCCCAGAAAGUCCCAGAUGCGUCUUCUCUGAAGGAUACGAUGAACGCAUUUGUCAUCGGAGGCGUCGUCCCGGACCUGUUACCCGAAUUCAGGCCAGUGGCCAUGAUGAGAUUACUCUAUCAUCCCAACCCGUUCGGGACUGUCUACUACCCCGGCCAGCGCGUCCCCCAAUCCUUGACUGCCGAGCAGCCCACAAUUAGGAUUCGAUCGCCGCCUCAUGAUCCUUCAGCCUUGUCUCCAGAUUCUGAUUACACAUUUAUCAUGAUUGAUCCGGAUGUGCCAAGCAGAAUUAACGCUACCAGCGGACCUUUCCGUCAUAUGCUAGCAACCGACGUCAAGCUGAUACCCAAUGAGCCUUACUUCGACCUGGAGUUUCCCGAUAAAAUGCUCAGCCCAUACCAUCCGCCAGCGCCACCAGAAGCAUCGGGCUUCCAUCGAUACACUUUCUUGCUUUAUCCCGGCCAGCCCUCACCUGAAUCAAUCCGUGAUUUCCAUAAAAAAUAUCCCUCUCGAUACAACUUCAAUUUGCGCCAGUUCGUGGCCGAUGCUGGUCUUUGUGGCCCGAUUGCCGGGAUCUUCAUGUUCACUGAAAAUUCGAAAGACGAAGCGAAAAGUCUCGUUCAUUGA
Puccinia triticina is the source of this 708-nucleotide messenger RNA. RefSeq lists its product as uncharacterized. The record is from RefSeq and is a predicted model, not a curated record. The transcript is spliced from 5 exons. The coding region runs from base 1 to 708 and encodes 235 amino acids. NCBI's taxonomy places the organism in Eukaryota, Fungi, Basidiomycota, Pucciniomycetes, Pucciniales, Pucciniaceae.